Molecule: messenger RNA, 1514 nt
Organism: Postia placenta MAD-698-R-SB12
Lineage: Eukaryota; Fungi; Basidiomycota; Agaricomycetes; Polyporales; Adustoporiaceae
Exons: 6
Coding region: 40-1356 (438 amino acids)
Biological process (GO): iron ion transmembrane transport
Cellular component (GO): high-affinity iron permease complex; plasma membrane
Molecular function (GO): ferrous iron transmembrane transporter activity
Source: RefSeq, a predicted model, not a curated record
GCUGCCUCUGCCCCCGCGCCCAGCUAGCACAUCCCCGCCAUGGCCCGCAACCUCUUCUCCGUCCCCAUCUUCUUCAUCGUCUUCCGCGAGACCCUCGAGGCCGCCAUCAUCGUCUCCGUCCUCCUCGGUCUCGUCGAGCAGAUCGUCCACGAGGACCCCAACGCGAUCGCCGCCGCCCGCCGCCCGCGCCCCCAAGUCGCCCCCCGAUACACCGACGACGAGAAGCCGUCCGACGCGUCCAGCGCAUCCGGCUCGCACGACGCCGCGGCGCCCGAGCUGCCCCACCGCGACGCCGAGAACGAGAACGAAGACGACCCUGAAGAUGAGAACGAGGCAAACGAGGAGGACGACGCGCUCGCCGCCGCCCGCCUGGUGCGCAAGAUGCGCAUCCAGAUCUUCCUGGGCUCUGCCCUCGGGCUGUUCGUCGCGCUCGCCAUCGGUGCCGCCUUCAUCGCCGUCUGGUUCACCCAGGCCGCCGACCUCUGGGCAAAGUCCGAGGAGCUCUGGGAAGGCAUAUUCGAGGUCAUCGCGUCCCUCAUCAUCUUCGUCAUGGGUGUCACCAUGCUCAAGAUGGACCGCGCAAAGGCCAAGUGGCGCGUCAAGCUCCAGCGCGCGUUCUCCGGCAAACAUGUCGACCGCGAGACGCGCGCGGGCAAGUGGGUGCUCUUCAUCCUCCCGCUCAUCACCGUGCUUCGCGAGGGCAUGGAGGCCGUGAUCUUCGUCGGCGGCGUCUCGCUCGGGCAGCCCGCCGUCGCGAUCCCCAUCGCCGCGAUCGUGGGGCUCGUGUGCGGGCUCAUCUGCGGCUACCUCAUCUACGCGUUCGCGAGCCGCACGACGCUCACCGUGUUCAUGGUCGUGAUGACGAACUUCAUCCUGCUCAUCGGCGCGGGGCUCUUCAGCAAGGCCGUGUGGGCGUUUGACGAGCAGCACUUCAACAACAUUGUCGGCGCGGACGUGGACGACACGGGCGGCGACGGCCCGGGCUCGUUCAACGUGCAGGGCUCGGUGUGGCACCUCAACUGCUGCAACCCGGAGAACAACUACGACUCGGACGGCUGGACGAUCUUCGGCGCGAUCUUCGGCUGGACGAACAGCGCGACGGUGGGCUCCGUCGUGAGCUAUGUCGCGUACUGGGUCGCGGUCAUCGUCGUGCUCGUGUACCUCAAGUUCAAGGAGGGCCGGACGACGCUCCUCGGGAAGGAGAGCGCGGCGGGUGUGCGGCGGCGCGAGCGCCGGGAGCGCAUCGAGCGCGAGGACAGGGAUGACCGUGAACGCGAGGAGGCAGCGGCGGCGGGAGAGGUGGCGGUGGCGGCGGUCGAGGAGAAGGCGCGCCCGCCGACGCCCGAGGUUGCGUAGGCGGGCCAUGUCCAAAAUGUCACUAUAUGUCGUGUGCCGCGGCCUAUUGGCUCGUGGAUCGCUGCGCUUUGCGAUUAGUAUACUUUGUGUGUUGCUGUGGCGCCGCCGUGAGGUGCGCGCUCUGUGUAUAGUAGAUAGAAACGAUGGAACUUCAUGAC